Myxocyprinus asiaticus (Chinese sucker) is the source of this 6004-nucleotide messenger RNA. Its product is annotated as serine/threonine-protein kinase 10-like. Gene Ontology annotation, molecular function: ATP binding; protein serine/threonine kinase activity. Bases 1627 to 5211 code for a protein of 1194 amino acids. Gene Ontology annotation, biological process: protein phosphorylation. The record is from RefSeq and is a predicted model, not a curated record. NCBI's taxonomy places the organism in Eukaryota, Metazoa, Chordata, Actinopteri, Cypriniformes, Catostomidae. The transcript has 16 exons.
AACAAGUAAAUAAUAAAUGCUACCUAAGUCCAAAGUAUACUUCGAUUUUGAUGCGAACGCUCAGCGUCUGCGUACUUAGCAGAGAUUCUAUUAAAAUGAAGAGAAAUUGGAACGGCCAACGGUCAACGAAUGUAGAAAAAAGUCCCACUUACAGAGACAAUCACUUUUUAGAAACAGACAUCACCUAUCAAGCAUCUCGAGAACGUGCAUGCGCAUUAGCUAUACAAGCCGGGAAAAUUGCGUGUUUUAGCGUUAUAUGAGUUUAAGAAGCCCAAUUUAUGACUCCAAUAUUAUUAAAUUUCAUUGCUGAUUUGAAAUAUGUUCUUUGAUCAUAAUCUUGACAACCGUUUUUGAGAUUUUGGUCUUUCCCCAUUCAAGAGCUGCACUGGCACGACUGGAAGUAGCCUCCCGAGAGCGUUCCAAAGACCGCGACACUGGACUGACUUAAUAGAAAGACUUUGAGUGUAGUCAACUUGACAGUACGCGCAUAUACAGGCAUUUGGCGCAUGCUCGCUACGACUGCUAUGAGACGCCGUAUUUAGACCCAUAAAGAUGUCUUUAUAUUCCUUCAGACUUGAGCUUUACAAAUGCAGGUAUCUCCUGACCUCCUCACACACACGCUCUUGACGUGCAUAUCUGCAGUUGUUGUUUUACCUUCCUCUCCUGUUAUUUCCCGGCAAUUAUGUCCUUCUUCUAGCAUUUCUUCAUAACAGCAACGGCUCAAAUGUUAGUGUUGCCACCUUGUGGAUCCACUAAUUUGUGCAGAUAAUUUUAGGCGAAUAUACAGUCUGCGCAUUCAAAGACGAGCGGUUAGAAAAAUCGGUGCUGAUGACCAGAUUUGCGUCACGCGUCCUGUACGCGUUCGAUCGAAGUAUAUUUGGGCUUUACUCCUACUUUCAAGCUACAUUCACCAAACUUUGAUCUGACCUUCAGGCUGCUCAGACUUAUUGUGCUUUUUCUAUUCAUCCAUCGAUCUAGAUAGCACACAUCUCCAAGAUGUCUGUUUAAGAGUGUUUCAUUUGGUAAGCAUUGCAUCUGCUCAUUGUAAUUGUGAAAAAUUGAUUAGAAGUGACAAAGGCAAGCAGGGCCGUAGCUAGUGGGGUGAAAGGUGGUAACGAUUCUAGGGGCCCAAAGGUACAGGGGGGCCCAAAACAAAUUCGAAACUGAAUUUCUUUUGUAGGUAAGGGGCCCAGAGCAAUAUACAGUCAGGGGGUCCAGAAUUCCUUGCUACGACCCUGAAGGCAAGUGUUAUGUCCUAUUAAUCUCAGGCUCAGAAUCAGACGACAGGGGUCCUGGGAGCUGCUAAAGUUAUUGAAGUACGCAGUGAAGAGCAGCUGGAUGACUACAUCACUGAGAUAGACAUCCUCGCAGCAUGUCGCCAUGCAAAUAUUAUAUCUUUGCUGGACGCCAUCUUCUUUGAGGGCUGGCUAUGGAUCCUUAUUGAGUACUGCCCUGGAGGAGCCCUGGAUGAUAUCAUGUUGGGUGGGUUAAAGGCAUAAGCUGGAGCGGGGCCUUUCAGAGCAACAGAUCAGUGAAGUGUGCUGUCAGACUCUGCAAGCUCUGUCUUACCUGCACCAACAUCACAUUAUACACAGAGACCUGAAGGCUGGCAAUAUUCUGCUCACGAUGGAGGGACAUGUCAAACUAGCUGAUUUUGGUGUGUCUGCAAAAAUGGACAAUACCCUUCAAAAACGAUCAACUUUCAUUGGAACUCCAUACUGGAUGGCACCGGAGGUGAUCAUGUGUGAAACAUCAAAGGACAAUCCCUACAGCUCGAAAGCUGAUAUCUGGUCACUGGGCAUCACUUUGAUUGAGGCUGCUGAGAUGGAGCCCCCUCAUCAUUCUCUCAAUCCCAUGAGGGUCCUACUGAAGAUCACCAAGUCUCCACCACCCACACUUUCCAAUCCUCGCCAGUGGUCAUCUCAUUUCCAAGACUUUCUGAGGCGGGCAUUACAUAAGAACCCAGAGUCUCGUUGGGGAGCCCAACAGCUCUUGGCCCACCCUUUCUCUUACUCUGGGCGAGAUGGGCGAGCCCUUAAAGAGCUCACUGCUGAGGCAAAAGCAGAAGUGACUGAGGUCAUAGAGGCUGAGUCUCUUUUAGACUUCCAGUGUUCUGUGAAUGAGAUGCUAGCGACAGAGUCUGAGCAAACACAGCCACAACCAGUACAAGCAGUUGAAGAACAAAGACCACAUGAACCUGAGAGUCCUCAGAAGACCGUAGAUGCUGUUCCUCAAUCUCCCACCAACUCCGAGCCAAAGAGUGAGGCUAAAGUAACUCGCAGGGCCUCCCAGGCCACAGAUAAAUCACAAAAGAGGACAAGACGCCUCUCCGUCCCUGGAAACCUGCUUUCGUUUCUGACAGGGAGCUCUCGUCAUUGCAAAUCUGGAUUCUGGGGUGACAAUUCAGCCGUUCAGGGAACUAAAGACUCUGAAGAUUCCAUUGCAGCGAAAACUGUAGCAAAUUGUCUUUCGGUUUCACAGGGAGAUGACAGCCAUGAGAGUGAAUGCACUGACAAACUCAAGGAGCAAACAUCUGACUUAGUUGAAGUUAAAAAUAAUGAGGCUGCUGUUGCCAAAGACAAGGAAGCUAAAGUAGAAACCGACAAGCAAGAAACAAAGAACAUAAAUCAUUCAAGCACACAAACACACGUGCAAACCGAUAUCUCUGAAAAGAAAACACUAGAUCUUACCAAGCUGGACUCUGAUGCUGAUGAGGAUUCAGGCCACAAUGACCAAACAUUCUGGAAAUCCCUCCAAAAACCUGCUAUUGUCAACAAAAUCAACCUUCCUAGAGCAACGCAUCCACCAACCACACUGAUUAAAGCUUUAAGUUUGGAAACACCACUAACCAAAAAGUGCAAAAUGGACGAGGACAUUUCUAAAAAUGAGUACCUUGAUUUGGCCUGUCCUUUGAAAACAUGCAGUUCUCUUCUCACAGUUGAUAUUAACAAAUUUUUAGCCGUUGAGAUGCUAUCUAGUAACAUACCUGAAGAAAUUCCUGAUCUACAGAAAGGACAACAGACAACUGAACCAUCAGAAAAUGACACUGUUGAGGAAACAAUCAUGCUUGUUGAAGAAAAAACUGAUGUAGAAAUAGCAGGGCCAGCAGAUAUGGAGACCAAUGGAGGAACAGAAGACGAAACAAAAUUGGAAAGUUGUCAAGAAGGCAAAGACCUUAAUGGAGCUGAAGAUACAAGUACAGAAGAAGCCACCAUGGAAAAGCACAUUACCAUGGAGGUAGGGGAUGAGAAUGUCAACGAAUCCAUCAACAAAGAUUCAAACGAGAAAGAGGAAAGCAGUGAAAAAGGCAAAGAACUGAAUGCGACAACUGAUACAGGGACGGAGCAAGAAGAACAUUUAGCCACCAAGGAAAGUAUGCCACCAACUGAGGUGGAAUCAAAAAACGAAAAUGGUAAAACCACAAGACAAUCAGAUGAGAUGGAAACACCCAUCCAAAUUAAGGAGACAAAGAUCAUUGUUUUACACAAUUCAGAGAGAGAAAUAGAGCUAUCAACUAAAGUAAAUACAGAAGAGACCAGUACUAAGGGGGAAAUGAGUGUCAGUGGCAAUGAAGGAGAAACCGACAGAGAUGAGAAAGUAAACUGUUCUAAAGAGAAAGAUGUUGUUACUGAUUCAGAGGAACCUAAACAAGAAUGUAACCAAAGGAAUGAUAUUAUAAACUUACAAAACUCCAAAGGAGACCAAUCGAAAAGCAAAGGUGAUGAUACAAUAGAUGUGACUGGACCAAAGCUGAAAAAGCAGGUGAUGUUUGCACUUGAGGAGGACAAAAAAAAGCAAGAUAAAACCGAUGAAAGGCCACUUGCAAAUGGCAUAGAAGAUUUAGACCUAAUACCACCACAUGUUGGAUCUAAUGGAACCACAACUAAGGAAUCUAAUGGUGACACAAUUCCACCUCUUUCUCCAACUACAGAGCCAACUUCCCCUCAUCUGUCCACUGGCUUUGAAGGGGACUUACACCCAAGCAGGAGGACAGUAAAGAAAACUCGAAAAUUUAUGGUGGAUGGUCGUGAGGUCAGUGUUACCACCUCCAAAGUGGUUAGUGAGAGAGAUGGCAAGGAACAACAAAUGCGCUCCACCAGACGGCAGGAGCUGCACGCAUUGAAGCUCUUGCAGAGAGAGGAGCAGAGAGAGCAUGCGCAUCUUGAGCAGAAACUCCAGCAACAGCGAGAACAGAUGUUCCGCCACAUAGAACAAGAGAUGACUAGCAAGAAGCAAUACUAUGACAGUGAGCUUGAGAGACUUGAAAAACAGUACCAACAGCAAAGCAGUCAAAUGGAGGCAGAGCACACAGGCCGACUCAGAGAGGAUGCAAGGAGACUCAAGGCACAGCAGGAGAAAGAGCUUAGCCGCAAGAGCAGUGCCUUGAAAGCUGACCCGAAAGAGGAACAACGGUUCCUGCAGAAGCAGCAGCAGGAACUGAAUGAAGCUCUGCAGAAAGGCGUUCAGGAACAUAAGAGGAAGGUGGCGUCCAUGGAAUGGGAGAUUACAGUAAAAUCUCAACAGCUCAAGCGAGCUCGUGAGGCAGUGAUUUGGGAGUUAGAACAGCGCCAUCUACAGGAGAAGUACCACCUUUUCAAACAGCAGGUGAAGGAACAGUACUCCCUGCAAAGACAGCAACUGACGAAGAGACACAACAAGGAUAAGGACAGAGCAUCUCGGUUCCAGCAGGUUCUUCUAGAGGAACAGAAGUCAUUGCAGGCCCAGGAGAGAGCUUCCUUUCAGAAGGCCCAGAAAGCUGAAGCCAAAGCCCAUUUGAACCAGUUCAAGGUGGAACUCAGGAAGCAGGGUCUGAGCGGUCCUGAACAGCGUCAGCGUCUCACACAGUUUUUGUCAGAGGAGGAGGCCAGACAGAAGCAGGACAGGCAGGGUCUGCAAGAGAGUCAUGAGAACCAGCUGAAAGCAGUGCAGGAACAAUGUGAUGCCAGUGCUUUUGAACUGCAGCAACUUCAGAAUGAGAAGCUUCAAGUUCUUGUGGACAUGGAGAAGAAAAAGAUCAAAGCUCUGGAAGAUGAGCACACCCUGGAGCUCAAUGAAUGGAGAGAUAAGCUAGCAUGCAGGAAAGAGGUGCUAGAGGAAGAUCUGGCUCGCAGACGCAGAGAAAAAGAAGGAACAAGAAGACGAGGCAGUGAACCUGAAAACCGACAUGCAGCUCGUCGUUCAAAGUUCUUCCCAAGCCUAAGCUUCUCUUGACCAAGAAUGGAAAUAUUUUGCACCUAAACCCCAAUGUUUUUAUGUAUAACUUUUUUUUCAAUAUCAGGAUUUUAGGUUAAAAUUCAUAUGUGUCUAAGGAAAAGUGUAGGUAACUGAUCAACAAUUCAUUAAAGUCUUUCACCAGUUUUUUUUUUAUUUUUUAUUUAUUUUAUUUUUUAUGAUUUUUAAUUUAUAUGAAUUCAUUAUACACUGCAUAAUACAACAAUUAGAAAACUGUUGUUUAAAAUAGUUUUAGAUGAGAUUAGAUUUGCAGUCAAACAUCAGGACACUGCUGCUACGACCCAUAUAUAAAAACAUAUAUAAUUGUUUUUUAUAAAAAUAUAAAGAUUUUGGGGUUUAGACUGGUCACCUGUAUUUGGAGUUUGUAUUUCUGUAAAUGUGUUAAAACUUGUUUAGACAUUAAGUGCUUUGUAAGUGUGCUUUACAGCCUUAAAUGAAAAUGUGUAUGUAAAUAAAUAACUAUCGGAGACAAAGGAUCUGUUCAUAAGAUAUAUCUUCUGGUGGACUUGUUUGAAACUUUUAACCAUUGUGCCCUGCUCAAAUCGGGCUACAAUUCAUCAUGUUCCCGGAAAAAAAUGUCCGGUAACCAGAGUUGGAGCCAGGAUAAUUUACCCGAGGUGGGCAUCUGAAAUUUCAGAGGGGGCACAGAUUUACCACUUGUUGUCUAAAAGGCAGUGUGAGUCUUGGCUUUGAAAGAUCUUGGCUUUGAAAGAUAUAUGAUACUUGCAUAAGCUCAAAGAUACAUCACCAAACGUUUGAAAUAAACAAAUCU